Molecule: messenger RNA, 1302 nt
Organism: Chaetura pelagica (chimney swift)
Lineage: Eukaryota; Metazoa; Chordata; Aves; Apodiformes; Apodidae
Product: olfactory receptor 1020-like
Exons: 1
Coding region: 1-1302 (433 amino acids)
Biological process (GO): sensory perception of smell; G protein-coupled receptor signaling pathway
Cellular component (GO): membrane
Molecular function (GO): odorant binding; olfactory receptor activity; G protein-coupled receptor activity
Source: RefSeq, a predicted model, not a curated record
AUGGGAGGAAACCAGACACAGACUCAGUUUGUCCUCUUGGGAAUCACAGACAACCCGUGCCUGCAGGUCCUGCUCUUUGAGCUGUUUCUCCUGAUCUACAUCGUGUGUUUGGUGGGGAACGUUGGGCUGAUGCUCUUGGUUUGGACAGUCCCCAGUCUCCACACCCCCAUGUACUUCUUCCUGGCCCAUUUUUCCUUCAUGGACGCCUGCUACUCCACGCUCAUCUCCCCCAGGAUGCUGAGGGACCUGCUGGCAGAGGACAGGACCAUCUCCUUCGCUGGCUGCGUGGCUCAGUUCCACGGCUUUGCUUUCUUCGUCACCUCCGAGUGUCACCUCCUGGCCUCCAUGGCCUUCGACCGCCACGUCGCCAUCUGCAAACCCCUCCUGUACGUCAGGAUCAUCUCCAGCCGCGUGUGCUGGCAGCUGGUGGCCUGGUGCUACUUCAUAGCCUCCCUCAGCGCCCUGGUCUUCACUGCCUGCACCUUUGGAGGCUCCUUCUGCGGCCACAACCACAUCGACCACUUCUUCUGCGACACCACCCCCGUGCUCAGGCUGGUCUGCUCCGACACCCGCCUCAGCCAGGUGCUCAUCUUCAUCUUCGUGAGCUUCAACGGCCUGAGCACGGUUGGGAUGAUCUUGCUCUCCUACAGCCGCAUCCUCCACGCGGUCCUGGCCACCAGCUCGGCACAGAGCAGGUCCAGAGCCUUCAACACCUGCACCUCCCACCUGACCGUCGUCUUCAGGAUCAUCUCCAGCCGCGUGUGCUGGCAGCUGGUGGCCUGGUGCUACUUCAUAGCCUCCCUCAGCGCCCUGGUCUUCACUGCCUGCACCUUUGGAGGCUCCUUCUGCGGCCACAACCACAUCGACCACUUCUUCUGCGACACCACCCCCGUGCUCAGGCUGGUCUGCUCCGACACCCGCCUCAGCCAGGUGCUCAUCUUCAUCUUCGUGAGCUUCAACGGCCUGAGCACGGUUGGGAUGAUCUUGCUCUCCUACAGCCGCAUCCUCCACGCGGUCCUGGCCACCAGCUCGGCACAGAGCAGGUCCAGAGCCUUCAACACCUGCACCUCCCACCUGACCGUCGUCUCCUUGUUCUACGGGACCUUGUUCUACAUGUACCUCCAACCCGCCUCCCGCCACGGCAGCCAGGACAAGGUGGCCUCCAUCCUCUACACCGUGGUCACCCCCACGCUCAACCCCUUCAUCUACAGCCUGAGGAACAAGGAGGUGAAGGGGGCUCUGCUGAAGCUGGGGAGAAGGAUCUCCAGCCGUCACCAAAGAGCUGUACCAGCUCCAAAGUGA